UUGGAGGUCAUUACAGGUUCCUGUGGACAUAGCCUCUUGCAAAAAUGGUGCAACAGACUUUUGUGGUCCUGUCUCCAAAUCCUGAAAUAUGUCAUCCUUUGAUUAUGUUGUCGAAAUCCUAAGGAGGCCUGUUGGAAUGUACAGACCUAGGUUAGCAUCUCGUCAUACAAAUGAUAGCCUUUUAAAAGCCGCCCACAGAUGAGAUCCCGGUAGAUAAUUGAAUAGAUAAUAUAUCAGCCACAUGAUGAAUAAUUCUUUGCAAUUUCGUUCUACAGUUUCCAACUUUCUCCGAAUUAUUUCGUAACAUUAUAGUCCAACAACAACCUAAGUGUCAAUCUGGUGACUUACCAGUUACAUCAACCAGCAAGAGUCAAACAAAUACUUUAAACAAUUAUAAGUCACAACUGCUAAAAAAGAACGUGCAAUGAUAACCAGUCAUUUGUUUCUGAGAUCAGGAUAAUAUACAACAAAGUUUUAUUAAUCUUAUUAUUAUCAUAUAAUCUUUAGUCCUUUUCAUUAACAAACAAAUGAGAUAACAUACACAUGAAUUCACAUCAUAGUUCCAUCAACAGCCACGAAAUUCCAAACUGAACUUUCUACGUCAACUAGGUUUUUGAAGGCGAAGUUCCUAGAGGCUUUCAGUAUCUACUUGCGUUUUGAAUUAAAUAAUUCUGAGUCAUAAAUUUGGUGUUCUUGUGGUUCGAGGUAAUGUGAAAUUCUGUCACAACCUAUGCACUCCACAUGUUUGAUAGAAAGCCGUAUUAAAAGUUCUUGUCAUUUAAGUAAUCUGUUCAAGAGAUCACAUAUUACAUAAUCAGGAGAAUAUAGUAAAUAUGACCAAGAAAUUGUGAAAAAAAAUUCAUUAAAUUGAAAAAUAUAUGGGUACCUCUUUUCUUGAUUGAGAAAAUAGUGCGGAAAAAGUUUAAUGUUUUUUUUCUAAUUUUAAAAGCUAAAUUUUUUCUAGUAUUUUGUUAUCUUUUUUGCCUUUGGUUGCAGACAUUUUAUCAUAUUGCAAGAGGAUGCAGUCUCUAAAAGACAUCGUACCAGCAGCUGAGAACAAUAUAAACACAAAAUUUAUUGUUUUGGAGAAAGGGAGGAUAGCUUUGUCUCAAAAAAACAAAGGUAGGACAGGUGUAGAAGAGCAACAAAAGACCUGUCUGGCAUUAGUAGCAGAUGAGACAGCUGCAGUUCAAUUUCAAAUGUGGGGUGAUGAAUGCGAUGCUUUUGAGCCUGGGGAUAUUAUCCGGUUGGAAAAUGGGAUCUUUUCGUACCUCAACAAGAAGCAUGUGUUAAGGGCAGGUUGGCGAGGCAAGGCGGAAAAGAUGGGAGAGUUUACCAUGGCCUAUGUGGAGAAACCAAACAUGAGCGAGUUACCUUGGACCUCUGAUCCCAAAACGGAGAAAUUUUUUCUUCCCACCAAUGCAUCGAGUAUUGGGCAAUCUUAUCUCGGAAAGGCUUAUGACCAGCAACAAACAAGAUGAAAAGAUUGCUCUGAAGUAGCUGCAACACAGAGUCAUCCUGAGGGAGUUGAAUGAAUUUCAAACGCGGACUGAAAUUGGCGACUGAUUUGAUAUACGAAGAGAUCUUGUUGUCAUGAGGUAAUUGCAUGAUGAGGACUGUAAUGGACAUGUGUUUUUCUCUAGUUAUGAGAAGCUUUGUCAUUUCUACUGUGGACACUAAAUGACCAACUCCUGGAGAAGGAAUGAAGAUUAACUCUAUUUUCUUGCUACUUGUCAUUUUUCUUUUUUGGCUCAAAGGCUUAUACAAACUUGAACUUUGAUAC
Capsicum annuum is the source of this 1783-nucleotide messenger RNA. RefSeq names its product SOSS complex subunit B1. The transcript is spliced from 2 exons. Gene Ontology annotation, cellular component: SOSS complex. Lineage: Eukaryota; Viridiplantae; Streptophyta; Magnoliopsida; Solanales; Solanaceae. Gene Ontology annotation, molecular function: DNA binding. Bases 1020 to 1481 code for a protein of 153 amino acids. The record is from RefSeq and is a predicted model, not a curated record. Gene Ontology annotation, biological process: mitotic cell cycle checkpoint signaling; response to ionizing radiation; double-strand break repair via homologous recombination.